Molecule: messenger RNA, 426 nt
Organism: Adineta ricciae
Lineage: Eukaryota; Metazoa; Rotifera; Eurotatoria; Adinetida; Adinetidae
Source: the annotation of a GenBank genome assembly
AUGGCACUCACCGAUUCGAAUGCAUUUGUUUCCAUGUCAUCAAGUGCUGAUCAAGACUAUCCACCAAGUAACAUUCUUGAUCCAAGCGAAAAUAUCUUUUGGAUGACAACUGGUUUGUAUCCGCAAGAAUUUAUCGUCACAUUCAAAGAACCAAUUGAUAUUCGUGAAAUUCGAUUCGUCACGAGCAACGUUAAACGUUUUGUUAUGUUUUCAACGAGUAAUCAAGAACCAAAAAAUUUCGAAACUAUUUUGGAAAAAACAUUAUCAAAUAGUGAAAAUCGACUUCAGACAACUACUCACACGCUGGAUCGCUCUUUGGAAGUUCGCCAUUUUAAAUGUGUUAUCUUAGCUGGUUAUGACAGUUUUGCAAGCGUACACGCAUUGAAAUUCGAUGGAGGAAACAAUCGAUCGGGAAAGAAAUACUAA